GUAAUAUUGAUCGGAUAUUACUUGUAUACAGCAAUAAAUGCUGUAUACAACGUGUUGUAUAGCUCUAACUCACUGCGGUGUCUACUUAUACUAGGUGAAACAUUGUAUAGUUAGUAUUUAUUUGCUUAUGCGUUCAUAUGGCUUAAAUGAUAUACACUGUAUCACACAUAGUGAUGGAUCAUAUUUGUUCCAUAUUGUUAUGGAUAAGGCACAUAGCUACAAAGGUGGCCUUCCCUGGGACGUAGGCUCCCGGACGAUCCUAGCCCUAAUAGCAUUACAUGGUUUUAUUAUUCGCACAUUUUCUGUCGUUAAGAAUGGAAUUAUAUUAUAUGACUAUGAUUCCUAUUUCAACUAUCGUUGCACGGAGUACAUCGUUAAGCACGGUAUUCGGCAAUUCCUUCAAUAUGUUGACUACGGCAGUUGGUACCCACAUGGACGGCAUGUCGGCAGAACGGUGUACUAUGGCCUAAUGUUUCUUACAUACGGAAUAUAUGUUUUCCUGAGAUAUAUUGGUUUUGACCCUGACCUCAAGACCAUUUGCGUGCUGCUUCCUCCUGCAUUUAGCGUCGUCAGUGUUUUUGCAAUAUAUUUUUUUGCAUAUAAUUUGUCCGGAAGUGACAAUGCAGCCGUAGCAAGUUCGUUUUUCAUAACUACAAUGCCCGCAAUGCUAUCUCGCACUUCUGCAGGGAUUUAUGACUAUGAGGCAAUAGCCAUUAGUUUAGUUGUUUUCGCAUGUGAUACAUGGCUGCGUGCUGUACGUACCGGGAAGCUAUUGUGGUCUCUUGUUAGUGCCAUACUCACGUUUCUGCUGGCAUCGUCUUGGGGUGGUUACAUAUUCAUCAUCAAUGCAAUUGCGUGUUUCACUGUGGGCGCUAUACUUUUAGAUUUUGAUUUUAAGAACGCUAUUAUGGUGUAUCUCGUCUACUACACUCUCACAUUGCCAUUGUGCUUCUCUAUUCCAGUUGUAUCGCAUUCCAUCAUUGGCUCCUUAGAGAUGAAAGGUCCUCAUGUGGUAUUCGCCCUUUGUCUGAUGCGUCUGGCAUGGCAUAACCUAGCACGUAAUAGGUCUAAGAAAGAAUUACUACGUUUUUCACCGUUCAGGACUCUAUCAGAUAAGUUGCAUUCUCAUGAUGAAACGUCAGCCCCUUGUGGUUGCCAAAACGGCGUUGCUGCUAAUAUUCUUUGUUUAAUAGACUAUACUAUGGCAUUGUCCCUCUUUUUAGCGUGUAUGUGGGUGAUUUUGCUAGGGAAAUUCACCAAGGGCAAAUCACCUCUCAUGGGCCGUCUCCAAACUUUGAUAAAUCCAUAUAAGAUGGAUGGUAGUAAUCCCUUAGUGGCAUCUAUUUCUGAGCACCAACCGACAAAAUGGUUUGACUUCGUAUCUGACUUUUGGGUAGCCUUGUUGUUCGUACCUAUUGGCAUCUAUGUAUGUGUGAUGUACAAAUUGGACAUUGGUUCUAUGGCUUUGUUGAUCUACGGGAUUAUCACUGCAUACUUCACUAGUGCCAUGAUACGCUUGGAAGUUUUGUUCGCUCCGGGUGUUGCCAUUCUUAGUGGUCUCGGUAUGAGUUUCGUAAUAGAAAGGCUAUCAAGAGAUCGAAGAAAAAUGUUAAUGCGUGUAGUUGCGUUGUCUUUUGUAGGCGUACUUAUGGUAUCGCACAUAUUCCAUGUUACAUGGAUGGCUUCUAACGUCUAUUCUCAACCUAGCAUUCUACCAUCCUGGAAUGACCCUAAGCGCGGCCACAUAAGCAAGGACGACUUUCGUGAUGCUUACACAUGGAUACGCUAUAACACCAGCACCGACUCCGUCAUAUUGGCAUGGUGGGACUAUGGAUAUGAAUUGCGGCAGAUGACCGAUCGUGCUGUGGUUACGGACAACAACACGUCAGAUUACUUACAAAUUGCAAUUACCGGUAUGGUAUUUAGUUCUGACGAAGCGGAGGCAUACAAGAUGUUACGCGCUUUAAAUGUUGAUUAUGUAAUGGUUGUCUACGGCGGCCUUGUGCGGUAUCCGAUGGACGACCUCUCCAAGUUUAGAUGGAUGAUCAAGAUAGCUUCCACUCAAUUCCCACAAGUACACGAGUCGUUUUUUAAACAGAAAAACAGGCACGGCAAUUGGGAACACAGUCUUUUGUACAAGCUAUGCCACCACGGGCUACAUAACAGCGAUGAGACCCUAUCUGACCAAACACCCGUGAACCUUAAGCAUUUUACGGAAGUAUUCAGCUCUGGAAACUGUUUGGUUAGAAUCUACCGUGUUGGCGGUGUGGGUGACGUCUGACACACAUUGAGUA
This is a messenger RNA of Babesia bovis T2Bo, 2294 nucleotides long. RefSeq names its product Oligosaccharyl transferase STT3 subunit family protein. The coding region runs from base 128 to 2281 and encodes 717 amino acids. The transcript is spliced from 6 exons. Lineage: Eukaryota; Apicomplexa; Aconoidasida; Piroplasmida; Babesiidae. Gene Ontology annotation, molecular function: oligosaccharyl transferase activity. The record is from RefSeq and is a predicted model, not a curated record. Gene Ontology annotation, cellular component: membrane.